This is a messenger RNA of Drosophila busckii, 2535 nucleotides long. Its product is annotated as maker702. The transcript is spliced from 9 exons. The coding region runs from base 1 to 2505 and encodes 834 amino acids. The record is from RefSeq and is a predicted model, not a curated record. Lineage: Eukaryota; Metazoa; Arthropoda; Insecta; Diptera; Drosophilidae.
AUGGCAAAUCAAUUGUUUUUUCUCAGCUUGGCGGAUAUAUUCUCCGUCUAUCCGGCCAUAUUCAAGGAGCGCAGCAGGCAGCUUAAGAAAACCAAACAAAUCUACUUGCCCAGCGAUGAGGAGUGGAUGGACAAAAUGUAUUUCAUGCUGCUCGAAAUGCAGCGUCAGGUGAACGAAUCGCCCGACAUAAGCAUAACACUCAAGGACAUAGAUAAGCGUGAUAAGCCCAUGUUUGAUGCAGCACGCAAGACCAAGAUUAUAUCACCGAGCGUAAGUCCCAACGGUCGGCGUAGUCAUAUCUUGAAAUACUGUCACGCCACCACAGUAAGGAUUAGGCUGAAAAAAGGUCCUCGCUGGCAGUUGCCGACGAUAGCAAAUGCGGCCAAACUGCUGCGGAAACCACCCUUGAGUGUCAAUUUUCAAAAUGAGCACGAGAUGAGACUGGCCUACUCACUGAUCUAUGAUGUGUUUCGAUAUAAGACUGUUCUUUGUAAUGCUUUAACGGAUAUUUGUUUCUUUGAGCAGGAGGAACAUAAACAGUACGUUGAUGAUGAGCAGCGCAUUUGGUUAAUGCUCUUUGAGCUCUACGAUCGUGACUUUAAGAGUCGCAACUCAGAGUUUCAGCAGCAGCAAGCAGAGCUCUAUCAGCAAGCUGAAGUCAUAGAACACGCCGCUGUGCUUUGGAAACAUCGCGUGCGUCUUUCUGCGUCCAUUUCACGCAUGCGCAUCUGCGUGGGUGCACUGCGUCUGUCACAGCUGCUGCCUAUACAUCUGCAGAAUGAAAAGGUUGCCAUUGCCGCAGCUAAUCCUGUUGUGACUGGCUGGAUUAAUCCAUUUCUAGUGCGCAAUAAAGCUGAAGCGGAUCGUUUGUUAAUGGAUAUGGGCUUUACUAUACAUGGUCCGGAUGAUGAAAAGCCGCUGCUGGAGCAGCACUGUAAGUGGGACAAUAUUUGUCCUUUGGUUAUAUCCUGCAUACCCAAGAAUCGCAGCGAGUUUACCAAGUCUGUUUUAAUGACCAAGCAUUACUUUAUAAUGCAGGACAAAAACUUUUCCUAUGGCCCAGCUAUUAUGUCUAAGCUUAUGGACUAUUUUGAGCUUUAUGGUGACAUACUGCAAACUCAUGUAGACUCGCCACGCUCGACCGCCUACUUGGCAGCGCUCUUCUACUCCGUGAAUCGCGUCAACAACUUUUAUGUCUAUGGCGCCGGCACCAAUCUUAAAGACUAUCGUCGCUAUAUGGAAACUAUAGGUGUGAAUAACAUACGUCUCUUUGGCGAUGCUUUUACAUCCUUUCCCAUGGAAUCCAAUCGCUUUCGCACUGUUGUGGGCAUUUUUGCCACGCCUCCCAACUCCUUUAGCGCCAUUUCCGAUCCCAUUGACUUGAUUUGCUCGCGUGGUGGCGAUUUGAGCAUGCUGGAGGUGCUUACCGAGUCGGAGGUAAGUGAUGAGGGCAAAUCGCGCGUGGGCUGCAUACUGGAGGAGCAGCUGCUGACGCUGACCAUGUCCAUGUCACGGCCACAAGUGCAGUUUGUGUUGUAUCAAACGCAUUCCAUAGUGCAGACUGAGAAUGAGGAUAUGGUGGAGCAUGUGCUGCAGGUAAUCAACAAGCUGGCGCUGGAGAAGCACAAGCAAGCCUAUAGAGAAAUGAAGCGCUUGGAGGCGCUAGCAGAGGCGGAGGCAGCUAAUAUACCUGCUGCUGCCAUGAGCAAGGAUUCGCCGCGUAAGAAGGAGAAGCUCUCCGCGGAGGAUAAGCGCAAAUCUCAGCCAGAGCUAAGCGCCAAGCAGGAGUCUGUGCUGGAGAAGGAAAAGCUGCCCAAGGUGGACAGCAUAGAUCUUAUAACCACACCCGAUAUAGAUGAGUUUGUGUCGGAUGUAGUGCCGGAUAUAUGCAUCAAUCAGGACAACUGCAUCAAAGGACUUAGCACUGGCAGCUUUUUGUCGCUGGUGCGUCGUAAGUGUUUAACGCAUUUGAAUGAGAAAUAUCUCAUACGCAUGGCCGAGCGUCGUGGACUCUUUGGCAAGCCGGCCAGCGACAAGGCCAAGUCGAAGGCAGUGAAGCUGCAGGAGAUCAGCGAGCCAGCGCCCCCAGAACCGGAUAACGAAAUACGCAUCAGUGGUGUACAGCAGGCGCACGCUCGUUUGCAACACCAGCGACCGACCCAAGCCAGCGCGAUACGCUCGCACCUGACCAAGCUGUCGGCUACGCAACGUCAGCCCAUUGCCUUCAACUUCAGGCAGCGCGAGUGCCAGCGCUUUUACAUGCUGCCCAUCUAUAUGCAUAGCGCCAAGCACAGCAGUCGCCUCUGGUGGCAGUAUGCCUAUAAAUGUGUCACGCGCUUGGGGCGUAACGCCAUCUGGCAUCCCAGUCUCAAAUUCCAGCUGCACUGUAAGCGACAGCUGCGCAUACGCAAACUACGACAACGCGCCUGGUCCAACAGGCAGCCACUACGCCUGCACAUUAUGGACAUUGAGCUCAUUUGCCAGCUGCGUCGCUACAGCAAGUAAACAAUGCCAAAAUCAAAUUCCAGUCUGCUG